Molecule: messenger RNA, 2051 nt
Organism: Phalaenopsis equestris
Lineage: Eukaryota; Viridiplantae; Streptophyta; Magnoliopsida; Asparagales; Orchidaceae
Product: LRR repeats and ubiquitin-like domain-containing protein At2g30105
Exons: 12
Coding region: 745-1884 (379 amino acids)
Molecular function (GO): protein binding
Source: RefSeq, a predicted model, not a curated record
UUUAAAGAUCGUACAAGCCUGGUCUGAGCCUUAAUCGAGCCGAGUUCUACUGAUUCAUCAAAAUGCAUUGAUUCAUUCAUUCACAGCCCUACACAGCACGUGAAUAAUUCGUUCGCAGCUCCCUCUAAACCUCGUGUUCUCAGUUUCUUUCAGCACGGAGCCCUUCUUUUUCCUCCGGUGCUUCCUUCUGCUCCGUUCUCGCUGCUUAUACCUAUAGUGAGAAGACAGGAUUUAUCCAUCCGGUGCGUUGGUUCCUGUCUCCCCUCCCUUUCUCCCGCCAAAAUACCCAAAACCCUCCAUGCAGAAUCAGGCACGAAACCCUCGACGACAACCAUUUUCUUGUAGGAGAAGAUGGGAUUUAUCUAUUAUGCGAUCUCCAAAUCCACCCAGGAACAUCGCUACGAGCUUCAAGUGGCUCCUUCUCUUCCAUCAAGUUCACGGCUGCAGGAAAGCUAGGAAACCUUAUCAACGUGUAGAACUCCUAGAAAAUCUCCAUUGCCGCUACUGAGCUGGUGAAGUCCAUGGCAUCUCGAAGCCAAAGCCAGGGUUGGUCUGGUCAAGAUACAGGGGAAGCUAUCGGAUUUGCGGGAAAAACUACAUAAUUCAUGCUGAGAUUCCGCUGCUAGAGAGCCGCGAACUCGCAACAAAAUAGACUCGAGUAUUCUUUGCUCUUCCAAAAUGAUUUUCUGCUAAUUGCUGGAAGCAACAGUUUAUGCGCUGCUCCGUUUAACGGUAGUGGCCGGCAUGGAGAAGACAGAGAAAAGCAUAGAAGCUGCCGGCGGCGAUUCACAGGCUUCCCCCUCUGCCCCCUCCAUCACUGUCAAUGUGAAGUUCCGCGGCGAAAAGAUCCCAAUCUCCCUUUCUCCUGAAUCCACCGUUGGGGAUCUAAAGUCCCGCCUCCAGCCUCUUACCUACACCCCUCCUCUCGCUCAGAAGCUUAUAUAUAAAGGUAAAGUUCUCAUAGAUUCUGAGAGUUUGCAGUCAUUGCAGAUAACUAGCAGCUCCAAAAUUAUGAUGACACCUUCUUAUAGUCAGCUCAAAGCGGAUGUGCCGCUUACGGAACCCGCUUCACCUGCUGUACCAAACUUAAUGACGGAUAAUUUGGCUGCAUUGUCCAUCGAGGCAAACCAAAUUCUACAUUGGAGGAUAGGUGGUGUUGUAGCUUUGGGAAGGCGCCAGUUGAAGGAUAUUCCUAAUGAUGUCUGGUAUUGCGCAUUGCAUGUUAGAAUAUUGGAUGUCAGCGACAAUUACAUUCAAGAAUUGCCAGAGAAAAUUGGUGAUUUUAAGUCAUUGAUUAAUCUGAACCUGAAUGGAAAUGAUUUAUCUGAUGAGAAGAUUAGCUGGGUUGGCCUUACACAGCUGAAGUUUUUAGGAGUACUAUCUCUUAACAGUAACAAAUUAACUACUUUGCCACCUGCUUUGGGUAGCUUGACCUCUCUUGCUCAACUCCAUAUUGCAAAUAACAUGCUAACAUGCUUACCAGAUGAACUUGGAUGUCUGAAUCAGCUUCAAAUUUUCAAUGCAGACUACAAUAGGAUAAGCUCGUUGCCUGCAACAAUUGGAAAUUGUUCCUCGCUUGAUGAGAUAUCUAUCUCAAAUAAUUUUUUGACCGAAUUACCAGAAACAAUUGAAGAUUUAAAAAAUCUGAAGAUUUUGCGACUGAAUAACAAUUAUGGCCUAAAUUCAAUUCCUUCAAACUUGUUUACAAUGUGCACAAAACUGGAAAUACUUCGUGUUGAUCAAACAGGAAUCACAAUCGAUCAUCUUCAUCAGAUGGAUGGAUAUGAAGAAUUUGAUGCUCGCAGGCUUCAGAUAUUUAUGAAUAAACUUGAUUUCCUUCGAUCAUCAAGAACAUUUGAAGAUCAUAAUGAACGCAGAAGUUGAAACUUUUAUGAUAAGAAUCCUCCGCCGCGACUCUGGAAAAACCUUCAUGGUCCCUCUGUCUUCUGAUUAGAACAUCUUCUCUACUCUGCUGGAGGAGAAUCAAAAAGCAAAACAUACCAUUCAGGCUUGGAGAGUACAUCCAUCCUCUUCCCCCACCUUCCUAACAC